This is a messenger RNA of Medicago truncatula (barrel medic), 979 nucleotides long. RefSeq lists its product as uncharacterized. Lineage: Eukaryota; Viridiplantae; Streptophyta; Magnoliopsida; Fabales; Fabaceae. The coding region runs from base 115 to 678 and encodes 187 amino acids. The record is from RefSeq and is a predicted model, not a curated record. Gene Ontology annotation, biological process: maturation of 5.8S rRNA. The transcript is spliced from 5 exons.
ACAAAAACAAAUAAAACCUCGUUCACAAAUCAGAUUUGGCGAAACUAGGUUAAGAUUGUUGGUCGCAUCGCAGUGUUUUUUAAGAGAAAGCGAAAAAUUUGAAAGCAACUUACAAUGGCAAAACGAGAGCUUUCAAGCGUUUUGAAGAACUUGAAGUUCAUGCAAAGAGCAGCUGCAAGAGAAGAGAAAGUUGAGAAAGUAGAAGAAGAGGUCAAGCAUGAUGUUAGUUUCGGUUCAACCCCAACAAUUUCUAGAAAAUGUGUGGUCAUAGUGGAAGGUGAUCCCCAUCCUGGAGCAUUUAAAGGUCGAAUGUCAUUUCAAAGUUUUAAUCCAACUGUUGAUAAAUUAAAUGAGGAAGAAGUAAAACUUAGUCAGCCCGUAGCCAAAACUAGCAUUUCUAGUAAUCAAAAUGCAAAUGUGUCUGUUAGAGAAAAUAACUCUUCAGCAGAAGGUUCAGAAAGUGCUAGCGUGAACAAAAAGAGUUACGAGGUUAAUGGAAAUGGUAAAAGGAAACAGUGUGAAGAUAAUGAAGCACAAUAUCCUAACAAAUCACCAAACAAUGAUCAAGGGAACAAAAAAUCAUCGUCGAACAAUGGUUUGGGAUCUUUCAAAAAACCGUCUGGAGAUAAGCUAGACUGGAAUGUUCUUAGAUCAUCUAGUGUCAGGCAAAAUAGAUGAGUUUAUUGAUUAAUGUAUUUCAUACACAAAUUAAGCUAGCUUUGGUUUUGUUUCUGGCCCUGAGCUUUUAGCUUUUAUGUGUCUGUAUCUGUGGUUCUAUUAGGCUGUUUUCUGUGAGAUUUGACUUCUCUAAAGUGAGGAGUGUAAUUUUAAAGGUAAAGUGUAAGGUUUGAAGCAUUUCUUUUUCGACAUCUAAGGGUUGAAACAUUCAUUUCAAAUGAUAUUCUGAAGAAGAAAAAAACUACAUAUGUAUGACAAACUAUCGAGAUGUGAAAUUUCAAUUCAAUAACUUCGCAAUCAA